Manis pentadactyla (Chinese pangolin) is the source of this 1976-nucleotide messenger RNA. Its product is annotated as killer cell immunoglobulin-like receptor 3DL1. Lineage: Eukaryota; Metazoa; Chordata; Mammalia; Pholidota; Manidae. The record is from RefSeq and is a predicted model, not a curated record. Gene Ontology annotation, biological process: cytokine-mediated signaling pathway. Gene Ontology annotation, molecular function: inhibitory MHC class I receptor activity.
CACCCUGCUGUGUCUUGGUGAGCCCUGGAGGGGGGUCGGGGUCCAAACGGGAGGGGGCAGGAGGGCAGGUCGGCGGUCUGCUAGGCUGGCCGCUGCUUACUCGCUGUUCCCUUCUAGGCUUGUCUGCGGCCCAGGGAGCUCAGGCACAGGGUGGCGAGACUUUCAAAACUCCUGAGGUCCCCUCUGCUGUGCCAGCUAUCAGCGCCCUCAGCCAGUGGCUGGAAGACGAGGGGUGGCAUGGAAGGCUGGCGGAGGGGCAGACACGCCUGUAGGUCCGUGACCUGGCCCUCUCUUCUAGGAAAUCUCCCCCAACCUCAAAUCACAGCUUGGCCUGGGUCCAUGAUUCCAGUUAGGCAUCCUGUCACCAUCCGGUGCCACGCGGCUGCAGAUGUGGAAAUGUUCAGGAUUUCUCAAGAAGGACGGCCUGAGCCCACGGAUGGAUUGAAAGCACAGGAGUCCGGGGAGGUCAAUCUCACAGAGAUCACAGAGACCGCUCAGGGCCGCACCGCUGUUCCUACAAGAGCCGUGGCUGCUGGUCCAGUGGGCCGCAGGGGCCGCAGAGCCAGAAGCGACCUCGGCCAAGGGAAGAAUCCGGUCGUGGAGCUGGGAAGCACAGAGCAGCUGUACCUCUGUCCCCAGGGAGGGACCCAGGAUCCCUCAGGACAGGACAAGGACGGUGGGAACUGGAGCCUGGCCUGGGCAGGGGGCCGAGGGGAGCUGCAGGGAGGCUGCUGCCCCUGCCACCAACACCCUCCCUCCUCAGGGGCUUUCGGCAAGCCCUCCCUCUUGUGUGCUCCUGGCACCGUGGUGCCUCAAGGAGACGACAUGGAGCUGCGGUGUUUCUCCAAAGCCACGUUUGAAAUACUUACUCUCACCAAAGAAGGCAUUCUCCCCACCCAGAAGAGAAGCUCCAGCCCCAAGGGCUCCGAACGCCAGGCCACCUUCCUCUUGAAGCGCAGCUCCUCCGCACGGGGGACCAACAGAUGCUACGGCGCCUUCCACAACCACCCCUUCGUGUGGUCUCACCCGAGUGACCCGUUCCAGCUUGUGGUCAAAGAAGCUCCUGAGCGUCCCAAUCCCACAAGACCAGGUUGGUCCACGGCCCUGCCGUCCAACCACACCUUCCAGGAGAGACACCAGAACUUUCUGAUUGCCAUCCCAGGGGCCACCAUGCUUCUCGUGGUCCUCCUCCUCGUCUUCCUCUUUCUCCUCCACCAGAGCAAAGCCAAGAACAGUAAGUCCAUGAGAUGCAGUAGGUCCGGCCCGGCAAGCUUGCCCAGAGCCCCAGGGCCGCAGGGCUGCCGGAAUGGGAGGCAGCAUUUGCCAGAGGAGAAGGGGAGAGGGAGUGUGGGGCAGGAGGUCUGGGGUUUGCUGGCUGGCCCUGUGUUCUUGAUAAUGCCCUGCCCCAGGCUCCCACUGAAGUCAGAGGCCAGGCCUGGGAUCACCUCCAACAGCCCUGUCUGGAGAUGUGACCACCUCUGUCCUUGUCCGUUCUGGCAGCUGCAACAGAAUACAGUAGACUGGGGACUUACACAACAAAUAGUGCUCUUCCUCCCACUCUGGAGGCUGGGGGUCCCAGAUGGAGGUGCAGGCGUUCCGGUUCCUGGCAACGGUCCCCUUGCAGAUGGCCACCUUCUUGCGGGGUCCUCACAGUGGGGAGGGAGCUCUGGCCUCGGCCUCAAGGACACUGACCCCAUGGUGAGAAUUCCCCUCCUCCACCCUCUAGAUGCUGCCCGGAGAGAUAGACAGCCAGAGGCGGCCGCACCGCUGCGCGGGCAGGCCUCUGAAGCCGUAGGCUCACAGGACAUCACCUACUCCCAGCUGACCCGCAGCACCCCCAGCAGGGGUACGGCUGAGACGCCCUCCUCAGUGCCCAGGGAGACCCAGCCCAGCGAGUAUGCAACCCUGGCCCCCAGAUAAGUCAUGCACCGCAGCCCAGCAUCUCAUCCAGCCCGCAGGACUUCCAGCUGCCUGUG